Meloidogyne enterolobii is the source of this 301-nucleotide messenger RNA. The record is from the annotation of a GenBank genome assembly. Lineage: Eukaryota; Metazoa; Nematoda; Chromadorea; Rhabditida; Meloidogynidae.
UGCAGGAGAACAUGGAAUGGCAGGAUCGUCUUCUCAGAUGUCUCAUCCUACACAUAAUUCAAAUUAUGGAAGCCUAAUGCAACCAGGGCAACAUAGUUUCCAACAAGCUAAACAAGCUCCUCCACCACAACACUAUUCGCAUUCACAAGCAAUAGAAUCAAUCACACCACCAUCUUCAAAUGAUUAUACAAGUUCACAUGACGGAGAUUCGUCUGAUUUUCUGGGCGAAUUUGGAGAUUAUUCCAAACUAAACAGUUUAGGUAAUGAUCUUUUUUCAAAGAUAAUUAUAGAUCUAGAUUAG